Molecule: messenger RNA, 2334 nt
Organism: Trichomonas vaginalis G3
Lineage: Eukaryota; Parabasalia; Trichomonadida; Trichomonadidae
Exons: 1
Coding region: 1-2334 (777 amino acids)
Source: RefSeq, a predicted model, not a curated record
AUGCAAUCUGGUGGGAGAAGUAAGCGAUACCUCCCUUCAGAUAGCAAAAUAGAGUACAGCAAUGGUGAUGCUCUUCGAAGGAGUAACAAAUCAUCCGAUUCGCAAAAGUCUAAUAAUCAGAAAGAUAAAAGUCCACAGAUUCCGAAACAAUAUGAUAUGGAAGUAUCUUCUGACUCAGAAAGCAUACUCGAAAGGAAGCCAAAACCUCCUGUUUUUGAAUCACAAGAUUCAUAUGCACUUUCUACCCAAGGAAGCGAACAUGAAAAUGCAGAAGACGAAAGCGAAGAGAAUAUAAAUAAAGUUGAUGAUAGCAAUUACCUUUCAGUUUCGUCAAUUUCUGAAGCAUUUAAUGAAUCAAUUUCUGCAAGCAAGAAAAACGAGGAAAGUAUCGAAGAGGAAAUCCAAAAACCAAUUGAAAUCAAAGAUACCAAAGCAGCCACAUCUAGAAAACGAAGACAACCACACAGAUUACCUGAUGAUGCAAGAUUAUACAAAAAAUUCUCAAAAACCACUAUGCAAUAUAAAAACGAUCGACCAAAAAGUGUACCGAAGCAAUCUCCUCCAAAACCUCCGGCAAAUAAUAAUAAUUUUGAAACUCCACGCGUAAACAGACGAGCUUCGCCGUUAAAAGUUCAACUUAAGCCAAUACCAGACGAAUUAUUGCAAUUGCAUCAGAACAAUUCCGUUAAAAAAGAAGUUCCAAAACAAAAUCCAAAAAUUUCACCGGCAAAAACAAAUUCUCCUCAAAUACAAAAUAAAAAACCAGCAAAUACAGAUAAUAAACCUACAAAUCCCACUCAAAUUUCAAAUAAUAAUAAAAUUCCAAAUAAUCCAUCGCCAAAGCCAGUUCCGAAAGAAUCUCAAAUACCUGUGAAGUCUCCAAGACAUAAUUCUCCACAAAAAGUUCCAAAUUCUCCUUCAAAAAUUCCAACUCAAAAUCGAACGAAAUCUCCUGUGAAACAACCUCCGAAAUCCCUACAAAACAAAUCUCCUUCAAAAACUCCACAAAACAAAGAAAAUCCAAAAAGUCAAAAUAAUGAAAUUCAAAAAUCUAAUUCAGAUAUUCCUAAAAAGCAAAAUGAAGACUCUUUGAUAAGCUCUCCGCCAACUCCUACAGAAAUUCCUCAAAUCCGCAAGCGAAAAAAGUCAAUUUCUCCAAUUGUUCUUCCCCAACAUAUUUCUAGCCCUCCAAAGUGCGAUUACAAGAACUUAUCACCCGAAUAUCUACAAUUACUUGCUCAAAAAGAGUUGUUACAGCGAGAAAUUUCAAAUCUUGAAAUUCAAAAUUCAGAAUUUGCGACGAUGACUAACGAAGAGAUCACAAUUGUUACGAGAUUCCAAGGUAUAGUGUUCGAACAAGUCAAUUCCUACCUGUUUAGCGUCACAACGGCAGUUAACGAACAUAAUCAGAGAAUUAAAAAAGAAAUUGAAGAUUUGAGGACAAUUAAUGACGAGUUAACACGUAUUUCUAGUGAGAAAUCAUUCAUGACCGUCAAAUUCUCUAAUGACAGAAUAAGGAGGGAUAUGAGAUCCAUAUUAAACUCCUCUAAAAAAGCUCAAAAAGAUAUUGAAAAUUUGAAUUCAAUUUCGACGGUUUUGACAUCGAAAAAAUCGAUAAAAGCCGAAGCUGAAGAUCUUACGAAUGAAAUGCUUGCAUUGCAGACGGAAAUAGAUUCCAUGAAAGCAAGGAAUGAGCAGCUUUCAAUCGAAGAAAAACCUGAAACAGAAGAUUUGUCAUUCCUAGAAAAUUCUUUAGAAAAAUACCAAGAAAAUUUACAAAAUUUACCAAAAAGUGACACUGUAUUUCCGAUCACACAAGAAAUACUUUAUCAAAGGGAGGAAUUUGAUGAGAAGAUGAUGAUUAUGGAGAGCAUGGCCGACAUCCAGAAAUCAUUUUAUAAUGUAACAAAUGACGAAGAAAAAGAAAAUCUAAAAGAAGAAUACAACAAUUUGUUGUCAAAAUUAAACGGCCAAACUGACAGUUCUCUGUACAACUCAUUGAAGUUUGAGUCUAAGAGAUUUAAAGACAACUUCAGUCAGCAACAGAUUCUAACUAAAACAGGGAAUUUGUUGGAACAAAAACUCUUAGAAAAUCAGUUGAUAUUGGAUGAUUUAGUUUUGGAUUUACAAAAAAGUGAUAUGAAAAGUGACACAAAUGAAUUGGUCGAAGAGAUUGUAGAGGAUUUGAAGCAGAAAUAUUCAUUAAAGAAUAUUGUUACUUAUUUGGAAAGAAAUUUCCCAGAAACAAAAGAAAAAUCUACUCCAUUGGAGAAAGUGAAACUUGCAAGGCAGAUUGUUCAAAAUGGGAACGCUGCAAGAAAACAGCUACUUUAG